AACAUGGCUAGAGGGGAAAUCCAGGCCAUUCGCAGCAGAAGAGGUUCAAUGGGGAAAGCACCCAAUGGUCAAUGACUGGGGAACGAGAAUAGGUCAGCUCUCGAGAUAGCAAUCCAAUCCAGCCCAGUCUGUCUCUCAGCCAGUCAGCCUGAGGUACAGUCAUGGGAAGGGAAUGCCACUUGAAGUAGGAAAUGCACACGAGCUACUGAUGCGAUCCAGCACCUCCCUGUAGUGGGAAGCCAGGGUGCGGUGGAGUGGAGGCUGUCUUUGCUUUGAUUGCUUAGGGCUUGAAUGUUUUGCCAAUGUGCAGCAUUGAGAAGAAAAGCAGGAUUCCCACAGCAAGUCCUUCAGCUCAGCUCCUCCUCGGGUUAUGGACUUUGAAGCAAUCCAAAGCCAGCAGAAUGCAGGGUUUCGGACCGACUCUGAGCUUCGUAGCUCUGGUGCUGAUGAUAGAGAACUGCUCCUCUGGAGAUAGAUGUGCUGUGGGAACUUUGGCAGCUCACUAUAAACACGUCAUUUCUGAUCUACUUACUCAGUCGAUCAAUCAAACGAAUUACAUUGUACAACAGAAAAUUAAUGCCACAUUGCACAGGAAUAGAACCAGGAAUAAUAAAGUCAAGUCCAGAAUCCGGAACAAAGCCCUCAACCCCCCUCAGGUCAUGGCUCUGGUUUGUGAUAUUUUAUGGAAAACGACGAAGCUAAAAAAUGUCAGCGAGUUGGCCAGAGGUGCACAGGACAGCCUGCUCCAACUGCGCAGAAACACAGCCUCGGUCAUGGAAGGAUGCUGCAAAUCAAAUAAAACGUCUGAAAUAGUUCGAAAUCCUAAGAAGCCUGGGCCAAGGAGGCUGAAGGAGCUAUUAAACAAUUUGCAACUUCAUUGGCAACAGUUAGUGAAAUCCAUGGACUAACGUGGAACAGGGAUUAAUGUGUCCUACUGGCGGGGCAGGCCACUGGUGGAAAUGGUUCCAAACUUAAUUGCCGUUCGGCAAGUCGGAAAGUCUUAAACUGGGCCUCAAAGAACAUUUCUCUUUUCAGAAACCGAUGGUGCGAAUCGGAAAAGGGAAUGAAAUGCGUAACUGUCUGCGCAGGCAGCUAGACCAGUGGGUAAUAAUGGAGAGAUGUGGCGAGAGGCAAUCGCUGGUCAGUGGGUGACGGAGAGGUGGGACAGACACACGAACGGCUAGAUAGUUGGAGAAGUACGAGUUGAUCAAACACUCCACAGGAGAUGAAUGGCUGGCACCAAGAGACUGCGGGCAGAGGGAGAAGCUCCCCGGAAAUGAAUACGACAACAACAAAAACUAAACGGGUUGUGCUGAAGAGUUCUAAAUGACGAACAGAUUGCAGGGUCUGUAGAAGGAUCAGGCUUGUUCUGUACUUUAUGUUCCAUUACUUAUCGCUGUCAGGUUAUUAUGCUACAAGGUGUUGUUAAUCACUUACGAUUCCAGUGGUAUAUGACUUGCACUAAUAUUUUUUUUACUUUCGGAUUUGCAAGACACUGUCAGAGAUCAGUGUACCUGGUAGUGAAAUGACUGCGGAAAUAGCUAUGUGAAGUGUGUGGCUGUAACGUGGCAUUGUAUGGAAUUUAAUGGAAGGGCUGAUUUAUUAGCCUAUGAAUUAAACU
Molecule: messenger RNA, 1621 nt
Organism: Callorhinchus milii (elephant shark)
Lineage: Eukaryota; Metazoa; Chordata; Chondrichthyes; Chimaeriformes; Callorhinchidae
Exons: 6
Coding region: 303-908 (201 amino acids)
Source: RefSeq, a predicted model, not a curated record